CAACAAAGUAUCCAACUCUUUGCGAUUAAAAAGAUGUUGCUUCGUGCAAGGAAAAACCGAGUCGGCCGUGCUCAGUGAUAGUGGAAUACGAUUGUUCUUUUUGAUCGGACGAUGAGCGUGAUAGAGGUGCUGCUUCUCGCGGUGCAGUUCUAUGUCGUUUCUGGAAGGUUGGCUGUCCUCAGAAGAAAUGAAAAUGAUCCCAUACGGAGCUGGAAUAAAAGAAAAUUGAUCUGUGUUUCGGACGACGACGGCGCGGCCCUGACAUGGAACCUUGAUUUGUCCGCGAGGACGCUUUCCAGCGACACCAGCAAUGCUUUCCGAAACCCGAACGAGUCGCCGGAAAAGAAUUUUGUGGACUGCAAGUUGAACGUCAUGAAAGAUUGCACCACAUCCUGGACCAUCACGGACUGGAAUCUGACGUACAGCGACAAGACGCUCAUGGGGCCGGUGUUCGAUUCUCGAUGGGAAGGAUUCUACGAGUACGACGCGAAAGAUUCGAACGGCUAUCGUCAGAUUCGCAAGUUAAACGGUAAGGAAGCGUUCGCAGUCUCCAUUAGGGGACCGAAGGAUGUCUACUUGCUAAUCUGUGCGAGCAACCAACAUCUCAAGGAUAGUUGCUAUUGGAUAGUCAUUGGUGGAUGGAGCAACAAGAAGUCCGCAAUUAGAAAAUGCGCGAAAGGCGUGCCAGAACCGUCCAAAUACUCGAAGGAUUCGACCUGCAAUGCGUUAAGAUCGUCUCACGAUCACAGACCACUUAACCCGCUCGAGUGGAAGACGUUCGUCAUGACUUGGGACCAGAGCACGAAGAACAUUACGGUUUACGACAGCAACAGGAUGAUCCUGACGUUCGAAGACGCCGAAUAUCAAUCGGACGCAAAGAAUAACGAUUUCAUUCUGUUCCUGUGGGGCGCAUCGGAGACGCUGAUUCGACUUCACUCGUACAAUUUCCUUCACACGACUGCGAACAACGCAGAACUGGUUAGUCCCGAGCUGGCUAUAACCACUAGCAACUUCUGCAUGGAAAUGGCAGUUGGAUUGUGCGCAGACUGCAGGCUGGAUUUGUCGCUGGUGAACACUUCUACGGGAGCGAUCCAGCAGGAAUUAGAAUUGAUCACGGGAGCUGCUAGCGUUCACGGUCUCCCCACGUGGCAAUACGUGAGGGUCAACAAGACGCUUUCCUCCAACCACUCGUCGGUCAAACUGAAAAUGUUCACCAGUCUCAGACAAAAGUCGCAGAACCCUUUAUGGGCAGUGGCGAACGUUCGCUCGUGUCCACCAGCAGGUUCCAUACGAAUGGAAAGCAUAAAAGGUUCAGUGGAUACUUCCGCGUAUCCUUAUGUUUGGCAGAGCAGCUCCUGUCAGAAACUUUUUUACAACGAGCAUACCGUCGUGUACACUUUGGAUGCCGUCGAAGCCGACUUGGAUUUCGAUGAUCUAGAUUGCCCAAGCGAUAAAGUGGGCCCGCACUGCUCUAUCAGCUGCACCAAUGAGUUAGAACUCGAUGAGAGUUGCAAGGACGUCAUCGUCUGCGGGGAAGAGGGAUGCGCUUGUAACCACGGAAUCAUCGGAUCCCGUUGCGAAAAAACUUGCGACGAGGAGCACUACGGGCGCAAUUGCGAUCAUACUUGCGGCUCGUGCAAGGGCAGCUGCAGUUUUCGAACCGGGGAGUGCGCGAAGGGUUGCGACAAUUCAAUGGGAUACAAAAUCCCGCCGUUUUGUCAAACAGGUAUCGAUCCACCUCCGUCGCCGAAGAUCCAUUUUCUCAACAGCACAGCAGUUGGCGUUAGUAUACCGCUGAAGAAAGAGUAUCAACAAGUGCACUUCGACUUCCAGUUACAGGAAGAAAGAAACGUCGACCAAUACAUCGACGUAAACGCUCAAGCAUCGAACAACGGCACCAAUUUGACCGGCAGCAGCGGCGCCUUGCACGCUGGUUACUCGUACCGUAUUCGUGUCAAUUUGUCGCCGAGCGACUUUCCGAUUAUCCUGGGCGAAUGGGAGAACUUCACGACGCCCUGCGACCCGAGCAGAAGCUUCGAGGUGGAAUCGAAGAGCACUAGCUUGAUACUGAAGUGGAAAGAACGAACGCCGAUCUCCUGCCCGGCUGGCUGGUACAAUUUCACGUUGGAGGACAGCAGGGCAGGUGACGAAAUCUACGAUGGAUCUCUCGGCAGCCUGCCGCACGAAUUUCUCGAUCUGAAACCGUACACUAGCUACCUGAUCAAGAUCACCGGAGAACAAAAGAAGCAACGAAUAGAGUACUUUCGGCAAGAAGUCGUGACUCUCGAAGCAGCACCGUCACAGGUGAGGAACAUCAACAGCAAAGUGACGCCGGACAUCGUUAUUUUAACGUGGGACCCUCCUCUGACUUACAACGGGGUCCUAAGGGAGUACAAGGUCGACGUGGAGACCGUCAAAUAUAUCGGCUGCAACGAUCUUGGCAUAACGCCUCCGACGAAAAACGUGACACUGUUCGCCACCGACAACGCCGUGCCAGUCUACGAUCUGCCACCGUACGCCGUGCACGUUGCAAAAAUCUCAGCCUGCACCACGUCGUGCGGCAGCGAGCAAGAGCAUCAGUUCAAGACCAACGAAGCUGAGAAACCGACCGAGACGUUCGACGACGUCAGCAUGAAAGGAUUCGUGCUGAAGUGGAAUCGGCCGAGAGACUGCACCACGAUCACCGGCAAUUUGGCGGCCAGAGUGAUCCUGAAGGGUAUCAGCGAAGCGGUGGCGAACUGGAGCAUCACGGAGAACACUAGCAAUGACUCCAACACUACCAACUCCUAUGUGCUCGAUUUGACCGGGAAACUUUACGGCGCGGAGACGUACGAAGCGAGAAUCUACGUGAUCCGAAAGAAGAGCGGCCAGCACAACGAAGACGCCUAUCGGAAGAUAAAUUUCACCACGCCAGCGAAAGCUCCGCCGCCGGUGCAGAUGCUGGAGGCGUACGAGAUCAACGAACUAACCGAAAACGACCCACCUAGCACCCAGUUCAAUAUAAGAUGGAAACAGCCCAAGCCACCCCUCAACGGGAAGCUGCAGUAUUACAUUGUAAAGUUCUACAAUGGCCGAACGGAUAUAAACGCGACAGCCCGUUGCCCUUUGUGGCCGCACUUCAUCUGCGCGACGAUCAACGUAUCUGAAAUACAAGCCGAGAUUCAGGUGUCAGCCGUGAACGAGGGCGUGAAGGAGGAAAGCGACGCAAAAACCCUCCUGGUGGACUAUGAUGUGGUUCGUCCUACCGCACCUAAAGUCUACCGACUCGAGGCUCUCCGUCAUGGAGUCGUGCUCGCGACCUGGUCCCACCCUUGGCUGACAGUUCAACGCCUUCGGCAGUUCGUCCUAAGUGUGCGACGAACGUCGACGAGGCUCCGAACGAGUACGCAGUUGGCCAGCUUCGAGAGCGAGUAUCCGGUAAAGGAGUACGAGAUUCAGUACAAUCAUCGAUUGAACCUAAUGCCAUCGUCCGUCUACGAAAUCACCAUUUUCGCCGAGACGAUCCAGGGUACAAUAGGCAUGGAGAAGCUCGAUUCUGUGGAAACUCCUUCGGCGAUCGAGUUCGAGAGCGAGCCGACUGUAGAGAUCCGCAACGAGAGUUCCAUCGUACUGCUGCAGAUCCCUGCGGUUUUGAACGACACGAGGGACAGCACGAUAAACGUGAUCGUUCUUCGCAACGAUACGAACUCGCGAGUUUGUAACGAUAACGCGGAGGCUGCUCGCAUCUUCUGCGAAAAGACGCGCAUCAAAUGCUAUGGGCCAGUGUGGUGGGCCGCCUCGUUUCCCUCGGACAAGUUCGCUGGGAAACAAACGUUCACGGUCGGCGGCGAAAAGUAUCGCGACGAUGCGAUCAACUGCUCCCUGCAGCAAGGGGAGUCUUACGUGAUCGAGGUUUCCCUGAACACCAAGUUCAGUGGCGACGAUAUUAUAUUCGCGAAACCGGUGCCAGUGCAAAUGCCCGGGGUCUCGAAGGGAUUCGACAUGGGCUGGCUUAUCCCUAUCUUCGUCAGUCUUAUCUUCACAAUCGCGGUUUUCUAUCUCUAUCGAAGGAAGCCGGCGACGGAUGUGAUUGAGCAAGAUGAGAUGUGCCUGACUACAAAUACGGCGAGCCUCAAGAAGAAGGAACCAAUUAAAUCGGACCCGAUUGUAACCACCACGUGUCUCACGCCUGCAGAACCGAGUCCGAAGAGCGUCACCUCGGUAUACGGCGACUCUGUAGUGCUCGUUAACUCCGAAGACACUAAUCAGAAGGAGAAUAACAGCAGCUCCCUGGUGAAAGUGAAGGACUUCGAGGAUUACGUGAAGCAAGCCAUCGAGUCGGGCCUCUUGGACAAUCAGUACAACCCGCUGCCCAGGGGCCAGACCAAGCCGUGGGACUAUGGCAAGCUGCCGCAGAACAAGCCGAAGAAUCGAUACGGCAACCUCAUCGCCUACGACGAGAACAGAGUCGUCCUGGAGAAGCUGCCGGACGAUCCGUACUCGGAUUACAUCAACGCGAAUUACAUCAAUGGAUACAAGAAGGCUAAUUGUUACAUAGCGACGCAGGGACCGAAGCCGAUCACGGUGAACGAUUUCUGGCGGAUGAUCUGGCAAGAGGAGAGCCUGAUCAUUUGCAUGCUCACGAACGUGAUCGAGUCCGAAAAGACGAAAUGCGAGCAAUACUGGCCAGAAAUCGGGAAGAAGAAGAAGUACGGGGAGCUGGUCGUGUUCAACGCUAAACACACCGUCUACGCCGAUUACACGUUCCGCACGUUGCACCUGACUCGAGGACAAGAGACCCGGAAGAUCAAGCAUCUGCACUAUACUGCAUGGCCUGAUCACGGGGUGCCACUGUCCACGCACUCGGUGGUGUCUUACAUGAAGAAACUGUUGGCAACGUCACCCGGAAAUGGUCCAGCUGUGAUCCACUGCAGCGCAGGAGUAGGCAGAACUGGAACCAUAAUUCUCUGCGACAUAUGCCUGCGAAGAGCUGCCGCAGAGGGGGUGGUCGACGUGUUCGCCGAGACUGUGGCUCUCAGGAACCAAAGGGCCAACAUGGUGGACACGAAGCAACAGUACCUGCUAGCUCAUUUGACCCUGCUCGAGUGCCUGCUCUCGAUUUCUACGUCCCUGACCUGCGAUCAAUCCUUGCCCAUGAAGAUCGACGAGCUGAAGAAAGGACUGGCCAUUCAGCAGAAGAGUCUAGAAAAGGCAAUCUGGCAAGACGAAGCUCUCAGGCCAGCCGCCAGCAAAAUAACUCUGUCGGAACGUAAUCUCGCCAAGAACAGAUACCCGGAAUUAGCAUCAGAGAAAAUGGGCAGAGUGUAUCUGAAGAGGAACCCGGCGACCGACGAGGACAGCGAUUACAUAUCCGCGGUGUUCGUGGACGGCGUUAAAAUGCGGGAUCAGUACAUAGCCACGCAAUUGCCAUUGCCGGAUACGCUCGGUGAUUUCUGGAGAAUGGUUGCCGAGUAUAAAAUCGAGUUGAUAGUUUCAUUGCAACCACCCGACCCGGAAGACCCGACAUGUUGCCCGCUCGUUCCGAGCCCGGACUUCACGCCGGUGCCAUAUAUAAACAUCAAGACGAAGAAAACGAUCGCCUCUAAUUAUUAUUCGUCGCAGAAGCUAACACUGGUCGACAACACGCUGAAGCCGGUUACGGAGCAACAAGUGACGAUAGUGAGUUCGACGGAAUGGAAAGCUGGCAGGUAUCAAGAGCCACCGUCGACGAUUGCAUUGAUGACAAUGUGGCAAGCCACAGAGACAAUUGCCAGAGGGGACGGGCCCACCGCCAUCCUCUGCCACGAUGCUACAACUGGUUGCGGGCUCUAUCUAGCCUUAAGUGUACUGUUAGAGAGAAUGGCAGUGGAACGGGAGUGCGAUGUUUGCCUGGCCAUUCGCUCGGUUAGGCGAUCCAAUCAUGGUUUCGUCCAGAGUCUGGAGCAAAUGGAGUACCUGUACGACGCGGCGAUCACAUUCCUCAAAUACUUCGAAACCUAUGCGAACUUCACUUGAACGGAUCCCGCUAAGUGGCGACGCAAUCGUCAUCGAUCAUUCGGUCCGCCCAGCAACUUGAUUCGAUCGAAUUCAACGAACUCGGACCGGUUUUCCUAAUAUGUGGGUCGUUCGACCGAUCAAUUAUACCGUUACGUAAUUAACAACACGAAACUCGCGGUUUCCCCCUCCCCCUUGUUUUUCCCUUGCUUUCCACCUGCGCAAGGCAAACGACUUUCAUUUCCCACGGGCGACAUCGCGAUUUAUCAUAAUCAUAUGCAGCAAUGACCUCGCUGCACGCCGAUCAUCCCUACCCCCACCUACCGACGCGCUGCGCUUACGUUAGACGUCUAUGGAUCGCAUAACCGACGUCUUCGGCCUCGUUAACUGAUCGUAAUAACGGCUAACAGGAGCAUAAAAGUUUCGCUUCGACGUACCAGCAUCGAUCUCAAUGUGAACGCGAUCGUCCACAAUGCGGUACAACCAUAAGCUAAUUGUUAGGUUCUCGAAUGAAUUAUUCAAUUUUUUUUCUCUCGCAGCGAUCAUCGUCGAGAUUUAUCGUCGCGGAGUUCUAAGUUUCAUUCUCCGAGAGGGCUGUGUUUUUCUAAAGAUAGCCAGGUUUCAUUUUCAGAAAUAACUAAGUUUUAUUUUUCAAGAUUGCUAAGUGUUAUUUUCAAUUAUAAUUAAGCGAUAGUUUCAGAGACAACUAAAUUAUACAGUCAAAGGCUAAAGUUUUCCGUUGCAAUUAUAGAUAAUUGUCCACCCGCCUGAAGAAAUUUGAAUUCGAACACCCGACGCUAAGGGCGCGCGAGAAUCGAAAAUGGCGGAGGCGAGAUCUCGAAGCACGCCGCGCGGAAACGGCGGGAAAUAGUUGUGCUGAAAUUGUUUUAUUAUUAUUUAAAUCCUCGAAACUUCGAGAACGCGAAUUAUCCUGGAUCGAAUGUUGUAUCUCGUCGGUCGACAACCUCAAAUAUUAUUUAUAUAUUCUUAAUACAAAUGAUGAAACUAAAUCGU
Messenger RNA from Megalopta genalis, 6987 nucleotides. RefSeq lists its product as uncharacterized. The record is from RefSeq and is a predicted model, not a curated record. Gene Ontology annotation, biological process: motor neuron axon guidance; protein dephosphorylation. Gene Ontology annotation, molecular function: protein binding; protein tyrosine phosphatase activity. Lineage: Eukaryota; Metazoa; Arthropoda; Insecta; Hymenoptera; Halictidae.